Messenger RNA from Arvicanthis niloticus (Nile rat), 1083 nucleotides. RefSeq names its product killer cell lectin-like receptor 2. The record is from RefSeq and is a predicted model, not a curated record. NCBI's taxonomy places the organism in Eukaryota, Metazoa, Chordata, Mammalia, Rodentia, Muridae.
UUCCCCAAUUGGGGGAACAAUUACAGCCACCAGAAUCACCUCUGAGCAGAGACACAGGAUGAGUGAGCAGGAGGUCACUUAUGCAACUGUGAGAUUUCAUAAGUCUUCAGGGUUGCAGAACCAAGUGAGGCCAGAUGAGACUCAAGAACCCAGAGAAGCUAGCCACAGAGAGUUUUCAGUCUCCUGGCACCUUAUUGUGAUACCUCUUGGAAUCCUCUGUUCCAUUCUGCUGGUAACUGUGGCAGUGUUAGCUACACACAUUUUUCAGUAUAGUCAAGAAAAACAUAAACUGAAGAAAACUCUAAACAGCCUCUACCAUAACUACAGCACCAUGAAAAAUGAAAGCUUUUUAAAGGAGGAAAUGCUGAGAAAUAAGUCUAUAGAAUGUGAUUCCUACAAUAAUUCCUACAAUGAUCUUCUAGACACCCUCAACAAACAACAGAACAGAUGCCACAGGCAAACCAAGAUUGAUUUAAAUUGCUUACAGCACAGAGGCAAAGGUGUAGAAGGACACUUAUUCUGCUGUGGCGUAAAAUGUUAUUAUUUCAUCAUGGACAAUAAAAAGUGGAGUGAAUGUAAACAGAUCUGCCAGGGUUGUAACUGUUCUCUUCUGAAGAUAGAUGAUAAAGAUGAACUGAAUUUCCUUCGGCUCCAUAUUACUGAAGUCAAUUACUGGAUUGGGUUGUCAUAUGAUAAAGGAAAAGUGGAACGGGCAUGGAUUGACAGUGGCCCAUCUAAACUUGCCUUGAACAUAACGAAAGACAAUGUAAAGCGUGAAAGAUGUAUGUUCUUAUCUAAAACAAGAUUAGAAAAUAAUAAGUGUGAAGAUUCCUACCACUGUAUUUGUGAAAAGAGAAUGGAUAAGUUCCCUAAUUGACUCUCCAACAAGAUUUAAAGGACAUAGUCCACUGUGUAAUCAGAGAGAUGAGCUGGAAGAGGUUGGAAAUAUUCUCUGGAAUAUGAUGUGACAGAGCAGAGGCUUCUUCCUUUUUGACAGAGACCGGACACAUCUCUGUUACAUGGACGCACUUUGCCCAAAAGCCUCCAGGACUAGCUCUUUUUGCUUUCUUGAACUCUUAUGAA